AUGGUAAGAAAUCGAGUAGUAAGCAUAAUUUACUUCGACGUGGGCCAGAAGAAGCCGAAGAUCAUCGUCGACAACCACGAGUACCUGAUGCGCUUCGCCAAAUUCGGCGAGACCCACUGGCUGUGCAACCAGUACUACCACCCCAAGACCGACAUCCGGUGCAAGGUGAAGGUGAUCACCAGCGGCAAAGCGGCCGUCGUCUUCGGCCGGCACAUCCACGAACCCAAGUCCAAGAUGAGGAAAGAGGGCAUGAUAGUGGACAAGCGAACAAGGUACGUGGAGGAUUUCGUGGAGAUCGGUUUGGAAGAGCGGAGCGACUCGAAACCGAAGCGAAAGCGCCAGCCGAAUCGGCUUUGGAUCAAAAGCCGAGAAUUCGAUUCGGUCGAAGAGGCGCAUCGGGAGGUGUCGGGCCAGAAAGUCUGGAAAAUCGCGUCGAAGAAGAGCACUCUGGACGGGUGCAAGGUGGAAUACCGAUGCUCCGCGGGGAAGUACAGGGUGAAAGAAUGCCCGGCCGGGUUGUACUUGUUGUAUCACUCCGCCGGCGGUAAAGUUUCGCUGUUUUCGACGCAACGCGGCCACGAGCACGACGAUAGCGCGGAUCUCUCGGGAAGAGGUCUAUCGCAGCACGUUAAAAACUUUAUCAAAGAAAGAUUCGCCGAAGAUACGAUCUAUUUCGACGUGGCCUUUAAGAACCCGAAGAUCAUAUUGGACGGCAAUUACUACCUCGUCAAGAGCAAGGAACUCAGCAGGACUAUAUGGAGGUGUUCCAAAUACUGGAAAUCCAAAGAGAACAGAUGCAAGUCGAAGUUCGGUUUACCAUUUUUAGGAACGAUCUACUUCGAUAUGGGCGUGAAGAAUCCCAAAAUCAUAUUCGACAAUCACUACUACAUCAUCCUGCGCAAGGAAUGCGACAGGACCAUAUGGAUGUGCAGCAAGUAUUUUAACGCCACGAAGGAAAAUAGAUGCAAAUCGAAACUGAUCACCAGCGGCCGGACGGUACAGAUAACGGGCAUCCACAAUCACAAGCCCAAAAUGCUGCAUAAUUUCAAAAACACUUUGUCCCAGAAAGUUACCAUUUGUAUGAUAUACUUCGACGUGGCCACUAAGAACCCGAAGAUCGUGCUCGACGACCACAACUACCUCAUUUACAGGAAGGAACUGAACAAAACCGUGUGGAAAUGCUGCAGGUAUUUCCGCUGCAAGGACAACCGGUGCAAAUCCACGCUGGUGACCACCGGAAGGAUAGUCACGGUCAGCGCGGAUUUUCACAAUCACGAACCGGAGAUCAUCAAAAAGGAGAGAUACAAAAACAUGUUGUCCCAAUGCGUGACCAUAAAUCCGAAAAUUAUACUGGACGGUCACGAGUUCCUCAUCAAGAAAAAGGCCAUCAAUCAAACCACUUGGAUAUGCAAUCAUUACUUCAACCAAAGGGCUGUUCGUUGCAAAGUGAAGUUAGUAACAAGCGGCAGAGUGGUCAAUGUGUUCGGGGUUCACACGCACGAGCCUUCGAGGAACAAGGAGUUCAAAUACAAGAACAUGCUCAGCCAGAAUCCGCAGUGCAAGGCUGGGAAGACCACCGAAAGAAAUUACAUGCAAGACAGGAAGCUAACAAGCCUAGUAAAAAUAGAAAACGAAGAAAUAGAUAUUGUAACCCACGACAUUCCAAAUUACCACGAAGUUAAUUUAACCAAACCCGAAGUGAAGAAGCGCCGACCCGGAAGGCCCAAAGGGAGCAAAAACAGAAGUACUUAUAAAGCACCUAGCGGUGUUAAGAGACUUCGAGGAAGACCCAGGAAACAGGACCAGAAAGAUUUGGGCGAUUUAUCGUUCCUCGUGAAGAACAAACCGCGUUUCUUCGUCGAUGAAAAUCGCAAAGAAAACGCCAUUGGUUACACGAAUUUAAACGCUUUGAUCACUGACGAUUGUGUUGGAUUAUUUAUUGGCAGGCAGAACAAGCCGCGGAUCAUCGUCCAAGGGAACUGCUUCAACGUGAACAAGCGCCGCAACCGCUGCAGCUUCUGGCGCUGCUCCAGCCAGAAGGUCACCGCCUGCUCGUGCACGGCCUCCACCUCGUCGGGCAGCGUCGUCGUGAGGGGGGCCCACAACCACGACCCCAACGCCGGCCACCUCGAUUUCAGCGAGCUCAAAUCGACGAUUGUGGUAUGGGGAAGAUAUACUUCCAAAAAUCCAGGUGUGAUUUAUUUCGAUGUAGCUCGCACGAACCCGAAGAUCAUUCUCAACAACUUCGUUUACAAGAUCUGCAACAAGCUGCAGGACAGGACGUACUGGAAGUGCGUGCGCUACAACGUGGACAAGUGCAAGGCGAGAAUAACGACCAGAGGGGCCCGGGCUCACGUCGUAGUGACCGGUUUCCACAAUCACGAACCCAGCAUGGUGAUACUGAACAAUUUCGAGUACAAGUUGCACACGAAGAAAUCGGACAGGACUUACUGGAAGUGCGUUUCGUACAAAACGAAAUGCCGGGCGAUGAUCAUCUCCCAAGGCAGCGCCAUCCGCAUCGAUGAUCAGAUGCACAAUCACCCACCCAAAGUGUCCGAUUACACCGGACUGAGCUCCCAGCAGGUCAUACUGGUCAACAAGAACCCAGCUCGCUCGCUGGGUAACACUAACGUUUGGUGCGUUUUAGGGGGAGUAAUAUGGAUAGCGUCCGGCACGAAGCGACCGAAAAUAAUAUUAGACGGCAACGAGUUUACGGUGAACAGCGGGAAGAACAAUCGCACCAGAUGGCGCUGCAAUCAGUAUUUCAAAUCUAAAUGUAGCGCCACCCUCGUAACCUACGGAAAAGUGGUGAAAGUCAACAAGUACCACAAUCACCCGCCGAUCAACCCUCCCGUUCACCAUCUGUUCGAACAGAAAGUACAAAGCUUUCGAGCGUUCGCCAUGCCGGACCUAACGCCUGGUUUCUUUAAUUUAGGUACGAUACUGAUAGGAUCCGGCACGAAAAACCCGAAAAUAAUCCUCGACGAGAACGAGUUCACUAUAAACACCAAGCAGGGAGCGCGCACGAGGUGGAGGUGCACGCAAUAUUUCAAAAGCAAAUGCCGCGCAUCGCUGGUGACUUUCGGUAGGAUCGUGAAAGUCAGCCAAUUCCACAAUCACCCGCCCACGAAACCGUCGGUGCGGAAUUUACUGCCCCAAACGGUCACCAUCGUCAGGAACAGGAAAAUCGUUCUCAAGCAAAACAUGCCUCUUUUAAACGUUACCUAAUGAGAGUUCGAGUAUAUAAUUUAUUAUAUCUGUAUUUAUGCGUAAAUAAAUUGAAAAUAUUGGUAUUUUGUUCAUGCUACAAAACGGAAUUAAUAUCGUAUUAAACUUUAACGAGUGUAAUUAAGUGAUAGAAAGUUCCAUUUAAGGUAAGAUAUAAAUGCCUCACCCGCGAACACUGAAUAAAUACGUUUCUGUAGAUAAAAAGAUAAAUAUCGCAAAAAUAGUCUACAAUGAACAUAUACCACUUAUACCACUAAUUUUACUAUUAAAUAACUAAUAUUUUUU
Molecule: messenger RNA, 3513 nt
Organism: Phyllotreta striolata
Lineage: Eukaryota; Metazoa; Arthropoda; Insecta; Coleoptera; Chrysomelidae
Source: the annotation of a GenBank genome assembly